Messenger RNA from Colletes gigas, 640 nucleotides. It is a transcript of the gene RpS21, whose product is annotated as 40S ribosomal protein S21. The transcript has 4 exons. Gene Ontology annotation, biological process: endonucleolytic cleavage to generate mature 3'-end of SSU-rRNA from (SSU-rRNA, 5.8S rRNA, LSU-rRNA); endonucleolytic cleavage in ITS1 to separate SSU-rRNA from 5.8S rRNA and LSU-rRNA from tricistronic rRNA transcript (SSU-rRNA, 5.8S rRNA, LSU-rRNA); translation. Lineage: Eukaryota; Metazoa; Arthropoda; Insecta; Hymenoptera; Colletidae. Bases 84 to 335 code for a protein of 83 amino acids. Gene Ontology annotation, molecular function: structural constituent of ribosome. The record is from RefSeq and is a predicted model, not a curated record. Gene Ontology annotation, cellular component: cytosolic small ribosomal subunit; ribosome.
ACGUAUCCGCAGUGUUGUCGAAAAAAGUUCCUUACCUUUUGGAGCCAUUUUACGGCAUACACCUAGCAAACAAAAGAAUAACAAUGGAGAACGACAACGGAGUACUUGUUGACUUGUAUAUCCCGAGGAAAUGCUCGUCGAGCAAUCGUAUUAUUCAUGCCAAGGAUCAUGCAUCUAUUCAGCUGAGCUUAGCUGAUGUUGAUCCUGAAACUGGACGUAUGACUGACUCCCAAAAAAUGUAUGCAAUUUGUGGGGCUAUUCGGCGUAUGGGCGAAUCUGACGAUUGUUUAGUACGCCUUGCAAAAAAUGAUGGUAUUUUACCAAAAAAUUUCUAAUGUAAGAUAAUUUUACUGUUUCAAUAAAAUUAUAAAAACCUAAAUAAUGUGUAUCAUUAUACUAAUUAUUGUUGAUGUUCAAUUAUUUACGAAAGCAUUGUUGUAUAUACCGUUUAUUAUAUGCUUUGUACAGAUAGUUCCACAUAUGAAAUAAUGACUCUUUAUAUACAUAUAUUAUACAGAAAGAAAAAUCUGGAAUACUUCAUAGUUUGUUUAUGUAGGAUAAUACCUUUUCGUAAUUUUGUUUCAGAAAUUAUUGUUAUGCAACUUUCAGUUAUAUAAAAAUAAAAUUAUUUUUAAAAAUA